Messenger RNA from Dermatophagoides pteronyssinus (European house dust mite), 2848 nucleotides. RefSeq names its product transcription factor Mitf (gene Mitf). Gene Ontology annotation, molecular function: protein dimerization activity; DNA-binding transcription factor activity, RNA polymerase II-specific; RNA polymerase II cis-regulatory region sequence-specific DNA binding. Lineage: Eukaryota; Metazoa; Arthropoda; Arachnida; Sarcoptiformes; Pyroglyphidae. Gene Ontology annotation, cellular component: nucleus. The record is from RefSeq and is a predicted model, not a curated record. Gene Ontology annotation, biological process: regulation of transcription by RNA polymerase II.
ACAACAACAACAAAUUGUGUAAAGCAAUCAAGCAAGCAAGCAAGCAACUUGAAGAAAUUGUCAAAAGACAUUGGCAUUCAAAAAAAAAACAAUUUUUUUCUUCAAUUUUUCAAGUGUUAAGUGCAUCAUCAUCAAAAAAAACGUCGAAAACAUAGCAUCAUCAUCAAAUUAAAAAAAAAACAUGUCGAGAACAAAUUUUAAACAACAGCUCAUGAAAGAGCAAUUAAGACAGGAAGAAUUGCGUCAAACAUCUAAACAACAACAAUCAGCCGCAUCAAUAAUGACAACUACAACCGCAUCAUCAUCAUCAUCAUCGAAUGCAUCAACAACAUCAUCAUCAACAACAUCAUUAUCAUCACCAUUAUCAUCAUCAACAACAAUUGCGGCUGGAAAUUCUAAUAAUGAUCAUCAACAACAACAGCGAUCAACAACAACAUCGAAUAACAUUCCAUUAGCUCAACAACAACAACAAGCAUCUGAACCAAUGGUUAUUAAUUUUCCAAGUUCAUUAUCAUCGCACCAUCAUCAUCAUAAUCAUCAAAAUCAUCAUCAAUUAAUACCUGGUGGUGCUGGUUUUAGUUUACCAUUACAAUUACAAUUAUUUGGUACUAAUGGUGCCGGUGGUGGUAAUGGUGUGUUAAAUUCAUUAAAUUCACCAUUCAAUCAACAACAACAACAACAACAAUCGAUUCAACAACAACAACAACAACAACAGAAUCUAAUACAAACAAAUCCAUUACAACAACAACAAUUUAAUGGUCCACAUUCAUUAAAUCAAACAUCAUUAUUACAUCAAACAAUUGUUAAUAAUUGUAAUAUUGGACAACAACAACAACAACAACAACAUCAUCAUAAUAUGGAUAGUAUUGGUGCUAGUCUUUUAAGAAAUCAUAUUGCCUCACCACAACAACAACAACAACAACAACAACAAACAUCGAAUAAUAAUCAGCAAAAUAGACCGGAACAACAAUCAUCACCAUUUGCAUUAAGUCCAGAAAGUCCAUUAUCAGGUGGUGGACCAUCAUCAGCUUCGGAUUUUGAUGAUGUUUUUGAUGGUAUAAUGCGUUUAGAUCAAACCGGUAUUGAUGAUAUUGAUAAUAUAUCGGCAACAAUUGUUGAAAUGAGUAAUGAUUCUAAUGGUGGUGGUGGUGGUAGUAAUUGCGGUGGAAAUAGUAGUGUUGGUGGUAAUAAUUUUUUCAAUACAAAUCAAAAUAGCCAAAAUAGUUCAUUGAUGGAUAUAGGUGGUGGUGGUGAACAUCAGAAAAAUAUAUUAAUACCGAAUACAUUACCUGAUCGUAUUGAAUCAUUUUUAUUAUCAAAUUCAUCACCAUUACAAAUUGGUUCGCUCAAAACAACAACAACAAAUUCAUCACCUGGUAAUCACCAAUCAAGUCCAGUUGCAAUAAAAUCAUCGGCAACCGCAACAAAUCGUUUUGGUGGUUCCACACAACUGGGUAGAUCGGCAACAUCAAACGGUCAUCGUUUAUCUGGAUCAUCAACAACAACAUCUGUAUCAUCAUCAUGUCCACAAUUAACCGAACAAGAACUGAAAGCAUGGCAAAAAGAUCGACAAAAAAAAGAUAAUCAUAAUCAAAUUGAACGUCGUCGCCGAUAUAAUAUUAAUGAUCGUAUAAAAGAAUUAGGUACAUUAUUACCAAGAAAUGCUGAUGAUCCAAAAUAUUUUGAAUUAGUUAAAGAUAUGAAACAAAAUAAAGGAACAAUAUUAAAAGCAUCGGUUGAUUAUUUGAAAUUAUUGAAACAUGAAAAUAAUCGUUUGAAUGAUGAAUUUGAUCGAGCACUUGGGGAAACAAGAAAAACUAAAGAAGAAAAUCAACGUUUACAAGAAGUACUAUUUACAUUAUUGAAAAAAUUAAAUGUUACUGAAGGUAGAUCAAUGGAAUCGAUUAUGGCUGAAAUACAUUCAAUGACAGCAUCAUCAACGAAUAAACCAAAUGCUGAAACAUCAUCGAUUAACAAUCAUCAACGAAUACAGAAUAAUAAUAAUUCCAAAGAUCGACGACAAUUUGAUUUAAUGGAUUAUAAUCAAUCAUUAAAUUCACCAACAACAGCAGCAACAACAAAUUCACCAUCAUCAUCAAAUCAAGAUUAUUUGGAUAAUAAUAAACAACAUCCUAUUGGUGUUGGCGGUAAUAGUGUUAAUGGUGGUGUUAAUAGUGCAAGUACAUUUCAAUUUGUCAAAGAAGAACCUACUAAUGAAACAUCGAUGAUUAAUCAUCAUCAUCAUCAUCAUCAUAAUCGAUUAUCAUCGCCAAUAAGUCCUAAUAACAACAACAACAACAAUAAUAAUAAUAGUGGUUAUUUUUUAAAUAUGAGAAAUUCUCAACAACAACAACAACAACAUCAUAUUCAACAACAACAACAAAUUCAAUCAUUAAUGAUAAAUAAUAAUAAUAAUAAUAACAGUGGUGGUGGUCAACAAACAUUUGGUCAUCAAUUAACAACAACAGUAGCAACAAAUUUAUUAAAUCCAACACAAUCAUCAUCAAUAGCAGCAACAAUAAUUAAAAAUGAAGCAUUCUCACCACAAUCAAUGGAUAUUUGUAAUUGAAAUUUUACAAAUUACAAAUUACAAGUCAAGUUAUCAGCCAUCGACAUUUUAAAACAUUUAAAAAAAUCUAAUUCCUAUAAAUUUUUAUUCACAGUUUUCUCAGUUUCUCUCAAUCAAUCAAUCAAUCAAUCAAUUUAUCUCAUGUUUACACAUUACCUCUAUUAUAAAUAUCUAUUUUAUUAUUUUAUUUUUUCUCUUUUUGCAUCAUUACAAUUACAUAACAGAAUAAUAAGGUUUAUUUUUUUCAUUUUAAAGAUUUAUUUUACACACAUGCAUUAC